Closterium sp. Yama58-4 is the source of this 2346-nucleotide messenger RNA. The record is from the annotation of a GenBank genome assembly. NCBI's taxonomy places the organism in Eukaryota, Viridiplantae, Streptophyta, Zygnematophyceae, Desmidiales, Closteriaceae.
AUGCGAUAUGGAGCUUUCUUAUUCGGUAACGCCGUUAUGGAUCGUUCAACGUUGCUGCCGCAGCAGGUCGCAUCGAGGCCGCGAACGGUCUUCGCAUAUGUCCCCCUGACGCUGACCUUGGGAUUAUUCACGUUCCUUUUCUUCUCGCGGGCUUACGACUCUCGCGACGCCGGUUCGUCGCUGGACGGUUGGAACGAGGAUGGGUUGAGCUGCGGGUUUCUGCCGAAGCUCUUCUCGCUCGUGUCCAAUGAGAGCCUCGCGUUGCACCUUUGGGAGCUCACCGCCAAGCCGCACAUCGCGGGCACCCCCGAAAACUUUGAGACUGCCCGUUACGUCAAGGAGAAAUUCGAGUCGUACGGCCUGCGAGCGCACUACGCGGACUAUCCCGUGCUGCUCUCCUACCCGCUGCGCCAAUCUCUCCGCCUCGUGCGCCCCGUCGCGCGCAACUUCUCGCUGCGCGAGCAGCCCGUCGACGGCGACCCGUUUAGCGCCUCGCGCGCCGCCACUGAUCCUUUUAACGCGUAUUCUGGUAGCGGAAGUGUGGGCGGAAAGGGGGCGGGAGAGGCGGAGGCGGAGGGGGAAGGAGCGGGGGAGGCGGAAGGAGCGGCGGUUGUGUAUGCGAAUUAUGGGCGCGAGGAGGACUUCGAGGCGCUGGUGGCGGCGAUUGGGGAGGAGCAGGUGAAAGGCACAGUGGCGCUGAUUCGUUAUGGGAAGACUUUUAGAGGGGAUAAGGUUCGGAAUGCGGAGAGGUUCGGCGUGGCAGCGGUGCUGCUGUAUUCCGAUCCAGCGGACUAUGCUCCAGAGGGCACUGACGAAGCGCAUGUUUACCCCCAGGAGCAAUGGCUGCCCGCCACUGGCGCCCAGAGAGGCACCAUCUACACAGGCAAGGGCGACCCUGCCACGCCGGGUUGGCCUUCCCAUCCUGGCGGUGAGAGGUUAAGCGAUGAAGAAACAGCCAAACGGCUUCCGCACAUCCCGGUGCUGCCGGUGGGGUACAGCGUGGCCGGGGGCAUCAUGGCGCACAUGGGGGGAAGUACAGUGCCGGAGGAGUGGCGGGGCAGCAUGGAUGGCGUGCAGUAUGUGUUCGGGCCGGGGCCUGCUGCUGUUGACGUGGAGGUGCAGAUGAACGCCACAGUGACCACCAUCCGCAACGUCAUUGGCGUGCUGCCAGGCUCCCACCAGCCCGACAGGUACAUUAUCCUGGGCAACCAUCGCGACGCAUGGGUGUUUGGUGCUGCAGAUCCCAACAGCGGUACCACCUGCCUGCUCGAGGUGGCGCGUGCGUUUGGCCACAUGGCAGUGCAUGGUUGGUCGCCUCGCCGCUCGCUUGUGUUUGCCAGCUGGGAUGCUGAGGAGUACGGAUGCCUAGGAUCAACCGAAUGGGCGGAGGACAAUGCGCCAGUGCUAGCGACAGCAGCCAUGGCAUACAUCAACGUGGACGUGGCGGUGGGGGGAGGGGGCUUCCAUGCCUCCGCCACCCCGCAGCUUGAUAACCUCGUCCGUGACGUCAGCAGCCAGUUGGGGCGGCUGGGAGGGGGAGGCAGUGACUUUGCAGCGUUCCUGCAGCACCUUGGGAUUGCCGCAGCAGACACCCACUUUUCAGGAUCCUACCCCAUGUAUCACAGCGUGUAUGACAACUACCAUUGGAUGGCCACCUUUGCCGAUCCACUCUUCAAGCGCCACGUGGCAAUCGCCAAGAUGAUGGCUGGCGUGGCUGCCAGGCUGGCAGGCGACCACCGCCUGCCGUUCAACUACUCCGCAUACGCCGUCCACCUGGAGCAUGACGUGGCAAGGCUGCAGGCUGACGUGGCAGCACAAGGCGCCCCGUCAUCUCUCUCCAUGGAGCCUCUCUUUGCGUCGGUUUCUCGCCUCCAAGCGGCUGCUCAAGGCAUUGAAGCAGAGAUUCAGUACAUCACAGCGUCCAGCAGCAGCGCGUGCAGGUGCACGAGGGGAAGGGGAUGCCCCAUGGAGGAAGGCAGCGCCAACUGCCCAUCGUCCAAGGCGUUUGACGCGGUGAACGAGCGGCUCUUUCUGGCGGAGAGGGGGUUCCUGGAUGGGCAUGGCAUCGGGCCUCACUACACGUGGUUCAAGCACCUGGUGUACGGCCCUGAGAAGGACAACGACUACGCCACGUCACCGUUCCCCGGGAUCCGCGACGCCAUUGCUGACGUCAUCAAAAGCAGCGCCUCCAAAAAGGAAAAUCCCACGGCUGAGGCAGAUGGUGCUAUGGAGGGGAGUGACAAUAACGAGGAUGGGGAGGAGUGGAGGGCGGUGCAGCAUGAGAUCUUCCGGGCGGCACGGGCGAUUGAGAGGGCGGCGAAGAUCCUCGAGGGGCAGCUGCUGUGA